This is a messenger RNA of Onychostoma macrolepis, 2356 nucleotides long. RefSeq names its product syndecan 4 (gene sdc4). Gene Ontology annotation, biological process: cell migration. The coding region runs from base 189 to 812 and encodes 207 amino acids. The record is from RefSeq and is a predicted model, not a curated record. The transcript has 4 exons. Gene Ontology annotation, cellular component: cell surface; membrane. NCBI's taxonomy places the organism in Eukaryota, Metazoa, Chordata, Actinopteri, Cypriniformes, Cyprinidae.
AUCAAUCAUUACACAGAAAUACUGCGUACCAUCACAGAGGAUAGCAGUAAGAAAUACGCGAUAUAAAUCUAAUCGACAUUAAAAAGGACUUACAAAACCAGGACCGGUUCAUUUUGACUUAUAAAAGUGAUUCACUUCGGAAACUGACAACAACUUUUGACACCGGGGCUUUUUACUUUGAAGAGAAGAUGUUGAAAGUUUACCUCAUGCUGGUUUUGUCCGCGGCUGCUGCUGUUUUCGCUGAAUCGGUACGGGAAACGGAAACAUGGGUACCUCUGAAAAUCAAGUCGCCCCGUGAGGAUCUGGAGUCUUCUGGCAACUCUCCAAAUGAAGACUUUGAGUUUACUGAAUUAAACCCAACUGAUGAUGAGGAUGGUUUUGAUGAUGAUGAUGAAGAUGAUUAUGAUGGCUCAGGCUCUGGGUUUUUAGAUGAGCCCACAGAAAUUGAGACUGGUAUCUUCAAUAAUAACCGGAUCCCUGAUUCUGAGGGUCCAUUUGCACCGAGGCCAACUAUCAAUAACGAUAUUUUGGUUAAACACAAUGAGGUCGGCCGGCGUGGAGAACCAAAGCAAGACGAUGACCAGCACAGCAAUGUGCUCAUGACGCAUGCUGGAGAAGACAGCUUGCUCAAUAAUACAGAGGUGCUUGCAGCCGUUAUUGCGGGUGGAGCAGUUGGUCUGGUCUUUGCCAUCCUCCUCAUCGUUCUGCUGGUUCACUUCGUUCUCCGCAUCAAGAAGAAAGAUGAAGGAAGUUACGACCUGGGCAAGACUCCCAUCUACAAGAAAGCUCCUACUACAGAAAUCUACGCAUGAGCAUCCCCUCCCUCACAUACCUUCUCUCUCUCUCUUUUGAACUAUAAGCUCACACAGUGCCUCGGCCCAACGGGCCGCCGCCAACCUCUCACAUACCACGAAAACCGCAGAAGGACCUCACACGAAUAAUUCGCUCUGACUGGACAUUUGCAUUGAAAUCUUAAAGUGACUCGGAGGGGAUGGCGUCUGUUGCCAAACUGCUCGAUUCAAAAGAUGUUCUUGUCUUUUCAUUCUCACACUUAUUGCCUUUUCACCUUGUGGCCCAUUGUGUCCAUUUAUUAUUUUUUUUUAAAAUAAAACACUACAAGUUGCAGUGGAGCCAUUCACAGGUUAAAGGCUUUGGAUUGACCAUUGAACCAGCCGUUAUGAGAAACAGUCAACAUCACGAUCGGUGCAACAGAAGGGAUGGUUACUGUAGCCUUUUACGUUAUCAGAUGUCUUUUGUUUUUAAAUCUGUGUGCUGUAAAACGUUUUUUAUUUCUUUAGUAAAACAUUUGAGGUGGAACCAAAUUGAGGGCAUGCAGUAUACGUUCGAACCUAAAUUCUGUGAGAGCAAAACCUGAAAAUGGUUUGCUAUACUAAUGUAUACUCAUUUCAACCAUGGUGUUAUGGUACAUUCCUCAUAUCUGUAUGUCAUUGUUGUGGUGGUUUUGUGCGACGAGAGAUUCGAUCCACUACAGUGCUGCUUGACUGUCAACUAAGCUACUUUAACAGGUGCAGAUGUUGUUGACUGAGAAUCAGUUCACUGCAAACAGACUUUGUACAUCCAGGGAUCUGUAUAUAGCCAUUUGAAUAAAAUGUAAAACUUUGGUACUUAGCCAUUUCUUGACAGCCUUUUAUUUACCAAAUAUUUAAAUGCCAAAAUAAUUUUUUAUUGUUCUUAUAUCUCAUCCCGGUAUUCGCUUUUGCCGUAAAACCUGUUCGUGAAGCGCAGAUGCUUUGAAUCUGUAUCUUUCAGAAACAUUUAUGGAAAUGUUAUGUUUGAGAACAAUGACCAAUGCUAGUACUAACUUUUUUUUUCUUUUUUUCUUUUUUUUUUUUUCAGUGUUUUUGUAGAUGUUCUUAAUUCCUUUUUUAAUUUUUUUGGUAUUAAUUAUUUUAUUGCCUAUUUUAUUGUCAUAUUUUAUUGCCUGCCUUCAGGUCGGGGGUGUUUGUCCCCCUUCUCAGCUGUUGUACAUGUGAUAAUUGUAUUUUAUUUUUUUGGUUUUUAGAUUUGUUUUAUAUACAGUAGUGCAAAAAUUCAAAGGCUGAUAGUCUUUCGACCAGUUUUUUUUUUUUUAAAAAGAGUUUCUAUUUCUUUUAGACUUUUUAAGCUGAAUCUAUUUAUGUUUUGUAGAAGGAUGUUCUGGAUUAGUUAAGGGGAACGUGAAUGAGCUGUGCAUUUCUAGCAUGGUGUAAAAUGAUAAAAAAAAUAAAAAUCUGCUGCUUUGUUUGGUCACAUCCAGAUUAAAUCACUGAUCUAAUGUUGAAGUCAAUGAAUCAUUGAUUUCUGCAUGCAGGUUCUGAUUUGUUAAAAAUAAAGCUAUUUUAUGCACAUAACCAAA